Messenger RNA from Tauraco erythrolophus (red-crested turaco), 1467 nucleotides. The record is from RefSeq and is a predicted model, not a curated record. NCBI's taxonomy places the organism in Eukaryota, Metazoa, Chordata, Aves, Musophagiformes, Musophagidae.
GCAUCGCUGCUCCAGAGGUUUCAGAGUACAUUAGUCAUAGCAGAACACAACAAUGAGACUCUCACACCCAUCACACUAAAUACCAUCUCUGCAGCAAAACGUCUUGGAGGUGAAGUUUCUUGUUUAGUAGCUGGUACCAGCUGUGACAAGGUAGCACAAGAACUCAGCAAAGUGCAGGGUGUUGCAAAAGUUCUGGUGGCUCAGCACGAUGUAUACAAGGGAUUUCUAGCAGAGGAGCUGACUCCCUUGAUUUUGGAAACUCAUAAAAAAUUUAAUUAUACCCACAUUUGUGCUGGAGCGUCUGCCUUUGGGAAGAAUCUUAUUCCCAGAGUAGCUGGCAAACUCGAUGUUGCCCCUGUUUCUGACAUUAUUGAAAUCCAGGCACCAGACAUUUUUGUGAGAACUAUCUAUGCAGGAAAUAUUCUUUGCACUGUGCAAUGUGAUGAAGCGAUUAAAGUAUUUACUGUACGGGGAACUUCUUUUGAGGCUGCACCAACAAGUGGUGGUAGUGCCAGUUUAGAAAAACUAACCCCUCCACCACCUGUUGGUCUGUCUGAAUGGAUUGAGCAGAAGUUGACAAAAAGCGAUCGACCAGAGCUUACUAGUGCAAAAGUGGUUGUAUCGGGUGGGAGAGGCUUGAAGAGCGGGGAAAAUUUUAAGUUGUUAUAUGAUCUUGCGGAUCAAUUGCAUGCCGCAGUUGGAGCUUCCCGUGCAGCUGUUGAUGCUGGCUUUGUUCCUAAUGACAUGCAAGUUGGACAGACGGGCAAAAUAGUAGCACCAGGUUAUUGUCAUGCAAACCUAUACUUACAAACUUUGAGGUCUGUGUCAGAGUCCAGGCUCCCACUGGAGUCUUGUGGGAUAUCAAGUGGCAGAACAAGUUCAAACACUCUCGGCCUAGGUGCCAGUUUGCUGGCAGAAUCAGCUUUGGCUGCUGCAGUAGCCCUUGUGGGAAGCCUAGUGGGUAUUUACGUGCCUAUGCUGCCACCUUCACACAUUCCCAUGACUGACAGACCAGCCCUUUCUGCAGUAGCACAUCUUCAGGUACCUCCUGAUUGUGGCUCCCUGCCCUCUGCCCUGUAUGCUCUUAGGCCUUUUGGUCCGUUCAGCUUCCCGUGCUGCGUGGUUCCUCCGUUGCGCUCUUCCUUACCAUUGGCUCUCUUCUCUGGUGUCCCUUCCCCUGUGCUGAUGUCCACUGUCCACUUCAUAAAAAAUAAAGAUUUGUGGCAUGGCUGUGACAUACGUACAGUAAUUAUUUCCUAUGUGAAAUUAAGUUACUGUGAGGCAAGACCGUUGUCUAAUCUGAUGCCAUGCCCUUAUAUCACCAAAACUUUCACUUUCCUUGACUUCAGUUGCUUUUGGGACUUCAUUUGUAUCAAAGAGUGCCGCGAGCCCCUUGGUACAGAAUCUGUCUGCUGUUUUGUUGCGCCAUUCUCAUCUGGCACGGUGCUGGCAGCAGCCCCUUGCUGA